UUUAUUCUGGUUAUCCGCAUAUGUUCUGAAGCUUCUUCCUACUACCUUUCACUAAUUCAUAAUGUUGGUGUUAUUUGGAUGCUAAUAUUUUUAAACUCUGUGGCUUUCUUCAACUUCAUAAUUUUAACCAUUUUUACUUUGAAAGUACCAACUUCACUCCUGUAUUGUGCAUACAAGUCAAUCAACUGUUUCAUGUUGUUUCGUUUUUUAUUGUUCAAUUUCUUUUUUUUUAUAUGUUUUAUUAAAACUAUAUUUAUUUACUAGUAGUUUUAUUUAUUAGCACUUUCAUUAUCAGGUUUUCAAGCUACCAUGUUUUUAACACUGUGCUAUCUUCUUCUUUUUUCUAACGCGGGAUUUACAUUUACGAGUACUCGGAUCCGAGUUAUAUUUGCGAGUUGAGUUCAAUCGUUUACAUUACGUCCGAGUAAAUUCAAAUCUUUUUGUGUUUAAAAAUGGCUCCUUCAAGAAAAAAACGUGCCGCUGUAACUUUAGUAUUGUUUAUGGUGUUUAAAAAGAGGAAAGAAUAUGACAAAGUUAAACGAAAUAGAACUAUUUGGGUUAAAGAACAUUUACAAGAGCGCCACAGACUUGGAAUUGAAGAAAAUCUGCUAAAAGAUUUGUUAACCCAAGACGGGAAAGAUUUUAAGAAUUUCAUGCGGAUGGACUACGAAACAUUUUGUAUGUUACAUAUAAAGGUUUCCCCCUAUAUAAAAAAACAAAAUACAUGUUUACGAAGUGCUAUAAGUUCUGAAUUACGCCUUGCAAUAACAUUAAGAUUUCUUGCAACUGGAGAUAGCUAUAGGUCAUUAGAAUAUCUGACCAGAGUAUCAGCUUCCACAAUAAGUUUAUUUGUUCCUCAAGUAUGUGAAUAUGUAUAUGAAGUGUUGCAGCCCCAGUAUAUGAAGGUAUGUAUUUAACACAGACCACACCAGACGGGAAAGUAGAUCCAAAAAGAAGGCAGUUUUUUUCAUCAUUGUUCAGUACAUUACAAAUCGUAUUUAUCUGUCUUUAUCACACUUACUACAAAACGUUUGUAGAGGCGCUUUUGUAUUUACAGAAAUCUUUCGAAAGUUACAUUAUUUGCACACAGAUGUCACUACCAUAAUUGACAUUAAUAAAUGGAAUGUGAAAUGACACAUGUAAAACCCCGCCGUUCUGUUUUGUUCAUCACGCUACAUGCACUUGGAUUCUAUUUGUGGGUUUGUGUGGUUUCAAUAAUCAUCAUUCACCGGAAAAUGAGAUUUUGUAUUGUGUGCGGUA
Messenger RNA from Diorhabda carinulata, 1260 nucleotides. RefSeq lists its product as uncharacterized. The record is from RefSeq and is a predicted model, not a curated record. The coding region runs from base 453 to 917 and encodes 154 amino acids. Lineage: Eukaryota; Metazoa; Arthropoda; Insecta; Coleoptera; Chrysomelidae. The transcript has 2 exons.